Molecule: messenger RNA, 11944 nt
Organism: Pelobates cultripes (western spadefoot toad)
Lineage: Eukaryota; Metazoa; Chordata; Amphibia; Anura; Pelobatidae
Source: the annotation of a GenBank genome assembly
CUUGUUUUGGCAGAAAGCUCACACUCAGAUGGAGGAUCUCAGAGCACAGAAAGCCGCACAGAACUUCCUGUACCCAUCGAGAGAACAGGGGGCAUCGGAGACUCACGGCCACCAUCCUUCCAGUAAGAAUCCUUGUGUGGCUGAAUUGUGCAAUUAAGAUAUUGUGAUGCCUAAUUAAAAUGCUCAUUUUAUAACUAUUUAUCACUUAAACACAACUGAUUCUUUUUAAUGAAAAUUACCCUGUAGGUAUUGAAUGCAUCAUUUAUCAUAGAGAAUGAUACAUUCAGUAUAUAAUAUUUCAAUAAGAACAUUACUUUCCUUUAGUGCCCUGCCAUCAUGUCCUCAACUCAGCGGGUGUUACAAUACUGCGACAGCUACCUCCUGUCCUACCCAUGCUCAGCUUUCAUUACUUUGCUGAUAUCUGAAUGGAAUAACAUCAGUAAUGCCGUUUCUGUACUCCCUAGCCAGCGAUAAAAGUGUCCGAUAAACUAUGAUAGCUAUGAUUAGAGAGCAGGACGUCUCUCCUGCCAGUCAUUUAUUUUCGGCAUAGAGGUCUAUGUUGAAGAAUUGAGUGACAGGAAGUAGGAAGGCCUGUUUUUACAUUGAUUUUUCUUUCUCACAAUCUAUAUAUAAGCUAGCAAUUCUGGUAGCACAAUGUAUACAUGGAAUUUAACCCCUUAGUGACCAGACCGCUUUUCAAUUUUCUUACCAGGGCUGUUUGGGACCAGGGCUGUUUUUACAUUCCUGCGUUGUUUGUGUUUAGCUGUAAUUUUGCUCUUACUCAUUUACUGUACCCACACAUAUUAUAUACCGUUUUUCUUUCUAAUAAUACCAUUAUUUUCAUCAUAUCAUAUAAUUUACUAUAAAAAAAAUAAAUAAAAUAUGAUGAAAAAAAACAAGAAAAAAAAUAGUUUCUAAAUUUUGCCCUGAGUGUAGAAAUACCGAAUGUUAACAUAUUCUUAGCUUUUUUUGGAAAGUUGUAGGGCUAUAAGUACAAGUAGCACUUUGCUAUUUCCAAACCAUUUUUUUUUUAUAUCUGUCAGGAAUCCCUGAAUAACCCUCCACAUGUAUAUAUUUUUUUAAAAGAAGACAACCUAUGGUAUUAAACUUGGGGUAUUUCGACUCUUUUUAUGCAACCAUUUUACCACCAAUCUAUGCCAAAUUUAAAUUUAUUUUUUAAAAAUUGGUGAUUUUUUUUUGCACACAUAGCAAUUUAAGAAUACAUGUACUGAGAACUACAUGUACUGAGAACUUUAAGGGUUACUUCCAAAGAACACCCCAAUAUGUGUUCAGCAACAUCUCCUGAGUACAGUGAUACCACCCAUGUAUAGGUGUGUUGGGUUCUCUGGGGGUGAAACGACCUUAUUUGGAGGUUGCGCACUCCAGUAUUCCAACUUGGAAUGCCCCCCAUGUAAUUUACCCCCAUAAAACUAUAUCUUUUUUUAAAGUAGACAACCCAGGGUAUUCAAUAUGGGGUAUGUGCAGUCUUUUUUAGUAGCCACUUAGUCACAAACACUGGCCAAAGUUAGCAUUUAUAUUUGUUUCUGUGUUAAAAAUGCAAAAAAAAUAAAAAAUAUAUGGUUUUACGGAGGUAAAUUACAUGGGGGGUAUUCCAAGUUGGAAUACUGGAGUUUUGCAAAUGGUAUGCCAUCAUGGGGAUAAUUCUCAUUCCUGGGCUACCAUACGCUCUCAAAGGCAACAUAACUAAUCUGGCAAAUUUCAAUGUGAAAAAAACAGUCCUUGUAUUUGACCCUGUAACAUUCAAAAACACUAUAAAACCUGUACAUGAGGGGUACUGUUAUACUCGGGAGACUUCGCAGAACACAAAUAUUAGGGUUUUAAAACCGUAAAACGUAUCACAACAAUUAUAUAACCAGUGAAAAUGGUGUUUGUGUGUGAAAAAUGCAAACAACGUCACUUUCACUGACAAUAUCAUCGCUGUGAUAUGUUUUACUGUUUUGAAACACUAAUAUUUGUUUUCAGCGAAGUCUACCGAGUAAAACAGUACCCCCCCAUGAACAGGUUUAAGGGUGUCUUGGAAAGUUACAGGGUUAAAUAUAGUGCUAGCAAAUUAAAUUCUCUGAACUUUUAGCCUGGGUUGUCAGGCAGGUCCCCCAAAUUGCAAUCACUAAAAUGACUUAAUUAUGUAAAAAUAUUACAUAUAUAUGCACGUAGAAUUCAAAUUUAUAUACAUAUUUAUAUUUUUGAAGGCUACGUGUAUAUUUAUGAAAUCAUUUAUGUAUAUGGAUAUAUGUAUAUUUCGUAUUAUUUUUAUAUAUACAUAGAUAUAUCUAAUUACAUAGAUAUAUAUAAUUUCAAGUGUAUUUUGAUAGAAAUAUAUAUAUGUAUAUUAAUAUCAAAUACAGUAAGACUAAAAUUAUAUAUAUAUAUAUAUAUAUAUAUAUAUAUAAUUAAAACAUUUAAAAAAAAAUAUUUAUUUUUAAUUAAUUAUUAUUUAUUAUAAUUAUACAUAUAUUAUGGAAAAUUGUUUCAUACUUACCAUAAUUUUCUUUUUCUGAUCAUUAUUCAUGGCAGCAUUUACACAUGGAUUAGCUCCUCCCCUUACAGCAGAAAGGACAGGAAAUAGAACUCUGAAACUGGUAUAAAUAGACCCUGCCCCUUCCCAUCAGGCAGUCUUUGUAACUAGCUUCACAACUCCUAUAGUAUAUGGGUGGGAACAUAAUGCUGCCAUGAAUAAUUAUCAGGAAAAGACAAUUAUGGUAACUAUGAAACAAUUUUCCACUUUCCUGACCAUUAUUCAUGACAGCAUUUACUCAUUGGGAGUACCCAAGCAGUAUAUAUCGAGGGAGGGACAGAGUUCAAAAACAGCUAAUAGCUAUAAAACCAUUAUUGAGCUGUAUAAAUCUUAGAAGACUUUACAAAGCCAAACAAGAAUCAAUAGGAUAUUGACAUAAAAUCUGCUCAGACAAGAUCAUUUUUCCUAGAGGCUGCAAGGUCAGCAACCUCCUGGCAUUCAAUAUCUGAAAUAUCCUGAAUAAAUAUAGAGAGCCAGAUAGGAAUUAAGGCCAUGAUAGCAUAAGCUAGAGAAGAAAAAUGUCAUUCUGAUAUAAAAUUUAAAACAAAAUUGAUAUCAUCAAAUCAGAACCUUGACAAAGGCAUAACUUCCAGAGAUCAUACUGGAACAAGCGGAUAAUGUUGGAUGAGAACGGACACACCAUGCUAUUAAACACAGGGAGAAUUACACUGAGAAUCCUACUACUUACUGGAUGUAUUUAUUAAAUACGAUUCACACCGCUUCCUCUUGCCUAGUGAACUACUUACCUGAAGAUACAGGAACAAAUCAAUAUCUAUCUGCCUGUCAGAAAGAGGCAGAGCCUAGUAGAGAAAUAAGAUUCUGUUAUUAAAACACUGCAACAAUGAUCCGAUGUUGCUAAAUUCAGAUUCACAACAAUACCUCACCCAGUGGAUGAAUUGAUACAGCAAUGAUCAGUCACAGGAGAGGAAUAAACUAAUAACAUUACUAGGCAAAGGCAAGAAGAAUCAUAUACAGAUUAGUUGAGGAAAAAAAGAAAUAUCGGUAUGAACCAUAGAAUUUGUGGCAACUACUAAAUUAUAAGGAGGCCAACCACGUCAGUACCUACAUUUAAAGAUAAACAUAUUGUAAAUAGUACAGAUUAUGCCAAACAGUAUAAUCAAAUUUAUUAGAGACUGAUGUGCAACAUAAGUAAGAUAUAUAUAUAUAUAUAAUAGGCAAGAUACUGAUGGGAAGGUGGUAACCAGAGGCACAUUAUACAUUGUGGCAACAGACACAUAAUAAGCAGGAUAGUAGAAGAUAUUCAGUUAUCCUUAUGAGAACAACAAACGCAUACUUACUCUUACCUUAUCUUCAGAUAGUGAAGAAGUACUUAUGGCAGAGCCUAUGGUGAUAAUAAGCAGCUUGUUAUAUCUGCAAGAUAUCGACACCAAUCCAAGCAUAUAAUCAAUGCAAUGUUAGGAGUGACCAUAACUUAUACAGAUCUAGGUACUGAGACCAUAUAAAACAUAUCCAUUAAAUGUUUGUCAACAAGCUGCAUUACAUUAUAUUAUAUUAUGCAGCAUGAAUCAACCAUUUAAAGCCACACAUUGGUUGCAAAUUCCAGAUAUAAGGACACCUAGAAGAAUCCCCAUGAAUAUCAGAAGAGAUGUCCGUAAUGGAACUACCUGUUUAGGGAUUUCCUCUAUUCAGGCAGCAGGUGAAUUUUACCUGAAAUAUAUAUACUGAGGCUGUGUUUUCACAGCGACUCAGAGCAUAUAAAGAAUACACACUGAGGCAGCGUCUCCAGAUCAACUCAUACACAGACAAUAUAGUGGAUAUAUAUACUGAGGCAGAGUCCUCAUUGUAACUCAUACAUACAGCAUAUAGUGGGUACAUGUACUGAGGCUGUGUCCUCAUAGUAACUCAUACAUAGAGCAUAUAGUGGGUACAUAUACUGAGGCUGUGUCUUCACAGUAACUCAUACAUAGAGCAUAUAGUGGAUACAUAUACUAAGGCCGUGUCCUCAUAGUAACUCAUACAUAGAGCAUAUAGUGGGUACAUAUACUAAGGCUGUGUCCUCAUAGUAACUCAUACAUAUAGCAUAUAGUGGGUACAUAUACUAAGGCUGUGUCCUCAUAGUAACUCAUACAUAGAGCAUAUAGUGGGUACAUGUACUGAGGCUGUGUCCUCAUAGUAACUCAUACAUAGAGCAUAUAGUGGGUACAUAUACUAAGGCUGUGUCCUCAUAGUAACUCAUACAUAGAGCAUAUAGUGGGUACAUAUACUAAGGCUGUGUCCUCAUAGUAACUCAUACAUAGAGCAUAUAGUGGGUACAUGUACUGAGGCUGUGUCCUCAUAGUAACUCAUACAUAGAGCAUAUAGUGGGUACAUAUACUAAGGCUGUGUCCUCAUAGUAACUCAUACAAAGAGCAUAUAGUGGGUACAUAUACUAAGGCUGUGUCCUCAUAGUAACUCAUACAUAGAGCAUAUAGUGGAUACAUAUACUAAGGCUGUGUCCUCAUAAUAACUCCUAUAGAGAGCAUAUAGAGGAUACUUAUACUGAGGCGAUGUCCUCACAGUAACUCUUACAUAGAGCAUAUAGUGGAUAUAGAUAUAGAUAUAUAUAUAUAUAGAUAUAUAUAUAUCUAUACUGAGGCCGUGUCCUCAUAGUAACUUAUACCAAGAGCAUAUAGUGGGUAAAUCUACUGAGGCCGUGUCCUCAUAGUAACUCAUACAUAGAGCAUAUAGUGGAUAUAUAUAUACUGAGGCUGUGUCCUCAUAGUAACUCAUACAUAGAGCAUAUAGUGGAUAUAUAUAUACUGAGGCUGUGUCCUCAUAGUAACUCAUACAUAGAGCAUAUAGUGGAUAUAUAUAUACUGAGGCCGUGUCCUCAUAGUAACUCAUACAUAGAGCAUAUAGUGGAUCUAUAUAUACUGAGGCUGUGUCCUCAUAGUAACUCAUACAUAGAGAAUAUACUGGACACACACUGAAACUCCAUACCAAUUUAUACAUUAGAGCAUAUAGUGGAAACAUACCGAUGCUGUACCACCACCAGUUUAUGUACAGAAACUGAGGCCCAGUGGUCUCCUGUGCAGUAUAUUCUUCCAUUGUCUGUAAAAGCCUGCUUAUUUGUGAUAAUGUACAGAUAACAGCAAUCAAUGCCACAUACCUUGAUAGAAACAAGUGUGUGUGUGGACUUAGAGUUAGGUUUUUAAAACAUGUCAUAAAUAUGUGUGUACUUCAAUCAGACACCCAAGAAAGUUCUCUUAACUUGGAUAUUUCUCUGUAUUCAGGCUGUGGAAUUCCAGCAGACUUCAUAAAGCCAGGAUAUCCAUUAUUAGCACUCUUUUCACAAUGCCUCCUUGCUUUAUCAGCACUCUUUUUGCAUUAUCAGCACUACUUUUCCCAAUGCAUACUUGUAUUAUCAGCACUCUUUUGCACCAAACAUCCUGGUUACCUAAAUGCUCACCACACAAAUCUCCUAAAUGUGACCUAUUUGUUAGAAGGAAGCCUAAUGUAAGCAGCUGGGAGGGACUGAAAGAACAGAGACCCAGGUGCCUAUACUAGUUUUAAUCUAAAUUACUAAUGCACUUACCUGAACCGUUGCAGGCCUGUGUUUCAGCGGCAAAAUGGGGAUUUGAACAACUGACAGCCUAAACUGCUUAAACUAUAGGCUUCCAUCUGUACCCCAUAUGCCAUUCAUCAACACCAUACAAGGUGGAAUACAUAGAAUAGGUAUACCCCAGUAGUCACAACUCUGUUGGGCCUCAUGUAUGCAGUGUACCGAUGUCAUCCCCUCAGGGAGAGACAUAGGUUAGACUCGUGAUUGCUGAAGGAGGUACCCAGGCUGGCAACUCUUACACAUGUGCUGUUUGCUGGGUCUUCAGGGACAAGGGCUUAGACUCAACUGGGCCUCAUGUAUGCAGUGGACUACUUUCAUCACUUCCGAGAGAGAUAGGACAGACCCCUGGUUGCUGAAGUAGGAACCCAGGCUGGCAACUCUUACCGAUAUGCUUAUCACAUUCAUUCCCUGAGGGGGUAACCAAGCUGGCCUGUUGCUGGGUCUUCAGGGGUAAGAGGCUGAACCCUGGCCUGACUUCAUGUAGGCAGUAUAUCACAUUCAUUCCCUGAGGGGGUAACCAAGCUGGCCUGUUGCUGGGUCUUCAGGGAUAAGAGGCUGAACCCUGGCCUGACUUCAUGUAGGCAGUAUAUCACAUUCAUUCCCUGAGGGGGUAACCAAGCUGGCCUGUUGCUGGGUCUUCAGGGGUAAGAGGCUGAACCCUGGCCUGACUUCAUGUAGGCAGUAUAUCACAUUCAUUCCCUGAGGGAGUAACCAAGCUGGCCUGUUGCUGGGUCUUCAGGGAUAAAGGCUUAGACUCGGCUGGGCCUCAUGUAUGCAGUGGACCGCUGUCAUCACUUCAGAGAGAGAGAGAUAGGUCAGACUCCUGAUUGCUGAAGGCGGUACCCAGGCUGGCAACUUUUACAGAUGUGCUGUUUGCUGGGUCUUCAGGGGUAAGAGGCUGAACCCUGGCCUGGCUUCAUGUAGGCAGUAUAUCACAUGCAUCCCCUGAGGGGGUACCCAAGCUGGCCUGUUGCUGAGUCUUCAGGGAUAAGAGGCUGAACCCUGGCAUGCAGUGGACCAUUUUCAUCCCUUUCAGGGAGAGGUUGGGUCCGACCCCCGGUCACCCAGGCUAGCCACCUCAUCUUAGUGCGUUUUGCUGGGUCUUCAGGGCUUAGAGGCUGAACCCCAGCAGGGCCUAAAAAAAUAUUGCCUGGUGAGCAUAAAAGAAAAAAUCUAGGCCUGCUUAAGCAGACUCCUUCCAAACCGCUGUGCAGGACAGGAAAAAAGACUGCCUGAUGGGAAGGGGGAGGAUCUAUUUAUACCAGUUUCAGAGUUCUAUUUCCUGUGCUUUCUACUGUAAGGGGAGGAGCUAACCCAUGAGUAAAUGCUGCCAUGAAUAAUUAUCAGGAAACAUAUAAAUAUAUACACGUGUGUAAUUUCUUAAAAUUUAUAUUUGUAUAUAUUAAUAAAAAACACACUAAGUAUGACGUUAUAUAUAAGAUAUAUAUAUAUAUAGAUAUAAGAUAUAUAUAUAUAUAUAUAUAUAUAUAUAUAUCUCAUAUAUACAUAUAUUUUUAAUUUAUUAACUUUAUGAAUUUUUUUGUUUUUACUUUUUUCACCAGCAAGGGGACUGCCUGUCAGUUCAGGCAAUCCCCCUGCUGGCAGCACUGUGGACACCUGUUGCGGCCAUGUGACCACUCUUUCAGAGCGGUCACAUGGCCCUGGGAGUCCUAAUUUGCAGAGGGGGGACUGCCUGGGCUGUCAGACAGUCCACCAAGUGGAGCAGUAGACCGAUCGCUGGCGGGGGAACGGCGGCGAUUGGGUAAGUACAUGGGAGAGGGAGGGAGUGAAGGGGUUAAUUUUUAUUUUAUUUUUUAUUUACUUAUUUCUGCACUCAGCACGGCCAGAGCAUCGGAAGCCUGCUUGAUGGCUUUCGAUGCUCUGUACUACACUGCCGGGAGCCACGUGGAGCAACCUGGAAGUGAUCGCUCCAGGGUGUUCUCAGGUGGCCUGGCAUUGAGAGGGGGUAUUGCACAAUGCAUCGCCAUCAGGUAUGUCCGCGUUCCUUAAGGUCCGUUUUUGUCGGACGUACCUGAUAUGUCAGAGGUCGCGAUGGGGUUAAUGUUCUAUUAAACUCACUCUAGUUGUAUGUACCUUGACAGAUACACUUUAAGUUAAAGGCACACUAUAGUCAUCAGAACAACUUCAGCUUAAUGUAGCAAUUAUGGUGUCUAUAGCCUGUCCCUGCAGGGUUUUCAAUGUAAAUGUUGCCUUUUCAAAGAAAAGGCAGGUGUUUACAUUACUGCAUUGUAAUACCUCCAGUGGCCAUCACUCAGACUGCCACUAGAGGUGCUUCCUGGGUAAGUGCUGCACAAUAUGCAGCACUGACAUUCAGCAUCUUCAUGCUCUGCGUGAGGGCACUUAACGUUCCCCGUAGUAAUGAAUUGAUUCAGUGCAUCUCUAUGAGGAGAUGCUGAUUGGCACAGCGCAGUGUUUUGCCGUGCAUGUGCAAUAGUCUCCCAAUGCUUUCCUUUGGGAAAGCACUGGAUUGGCUGAGAUCAUCAAGUUCAUCUGGAAAAAGGUGUGUAAAAUACCUUUUUGAAAGGGGACAAGUGGGGUUGAUCACCUGAAUGGCUACUAAGACCUACAGUGUCAAGAAUACAUGUUUCUAUUUCUGACAGUUCCUUUAAGUUACACAGGAUUAUAUGAAAAGUUGUCUAUAUAUUUUCACCUCUUAAUGACUGAAGAUUUUUAUAAAUCCUGCAAAAACAUGCAAAACAAAGAGGAGCGCUGUGAAUAAUAUUUCUGUAUAUACACCUGUAAAUCAAUGACUGUAUAAUUGUGGCUCAUAUGUCCACGCAAAAGAAAAAUAAAUAAAACAGUAUGAAGUGUAGUACGGUUUUAUGAAAUAUGGUGCUAUCGAUAUAGUAGAUUUGCAUCCACAUGCAUCAGGGUGACAUAAAACAUAAAACUGUUUAAAGCAAUACCCAGCUCUCUUCAGUAUUGGGCAGCACAGGAUACACUUCUUCUCUAAUUUGACUGCAUACACACGUGUAACCGAUAUGUAUGUACAGUCUAAUAAGGCUACAAAUAUACACCAAGAAGAAAUAACUAAAAUAACACUAUUUUCUUCAGACAAUGGGUGUAUUCCUCUUUUUGUCCAGCGUGUACUUUCCGUGUGUGGCUUCUCAUUGGGUGCCCUUGUGUCCAAAUCAUGACUAGUGAAUCAUACACUUCUCAGUGAGCUGUAUUGCAACUUUAUUGCUAACAUCUCUGAGAACACAAAAGCCACUAGAGCCACUUAUAUCAAAGAAGGACUUCACUUUUGGUAUCGGCUCACACAGCAUGUUAAAUCACCUCGAUUGGCAGAUUACAGCGAUUGCCGCAACAUGUUAUGUGUCUUUGAUGUUUCUCCGUAAGAGGUAUCUAAUUAAAAUAAAAGUAAUCAUAAUUGAAGACUUUGCUGACGGAAGACCAGCUGUGGGAGGAGAUUGUCCCGGUUCUAGAAUAAGGGUAAGUUCUAUGGAUUUUUAAAAUAUUUUAAGAAAAUAAGGGUCCUUAUUGUCUAAGUAUAGAUAGAGCAUAUCUUGUUUAAAAAAAAUAAAAUGGUAUUCUAAUAGAACAAACCGAAUUAGAAAAUAUUCGACUGUUCCUGGCAUGUUGAUUCUCAUUGGGUACGUAUAGGCUUUGUUAUUAUUGACAAUUAAUCUGACUGCUGGAAUUCCAAUGAACAGAUGUAUAACACUCUAAUUGAUAUCACUAAUCACUAAUGUGAAAAGUUCAAGUUAGAACUAUGUUUGUGUACCACUAGGUUGUGCUGUUGCAAGUGUAAUCUUUUUGCAAAUGCAAAUCCCCCCAAAAUGGAGCAAGUUAGGAUUUCCAAAAUCUCAGUACGUGUAUGGAUACGUGGAUGGCAGUUCAGAGAAGCUUAGUUUCAAUGGCAUCACUUGAUAUUUGUAAUUAUCUAUUAACGUUUGAAAAUAUAAAAUGCAUAAGACUGAGAUCAAUGUAAUUCUUAAAGCGGCAAUGUCACUGUCUAGGGACUUUGCAGAAUUUCUAAAGACCCCUGAUGGUGACAUCGCCGAUGGGGGUCUGCUGUCAGGGGAAAGCAGAGGGUCCACUUCAGCGCCAGUAGCCAGGGUCACUGCUGUGCUCUUAUGUACAGCAAUGAGGUUUAUUGAGGAUCCCUUAAGACUGCCGAAUCCUCCAUAGAUAAAGCCAUCACUGGCUAUGGUUUGGGGGAUUGACAGUGUCUAGAAGUGUCAGACUUAGGAGAAUACUGAUACAAAGUAGUCCUUACUUUGUCUCAGUAUAUCUCUUGACUGCGUUGGAAUUUCAGUGAAAUUCCAACACAGUUAAUAUGAGUAUUUAAUAAAGAUUAUAUGUCUAUGAAAUACUAAUUGCUCAGGGGUGGGGUGACAGUGUUGCUUUAAAACAAGCACUCUUGGAACCACAUUGUUUUCAUUAAUGCAAGUGUACAAUAAACUGCACUGUGUGUAAAUGGGUUAUUGAAACACUAUUUGGUGUCAUGCCUAGGGGUCCCAUGAAACUUUAAAUGGACACAACAAUCACCAGACCUACAUCAAAUGUAGUGGUUAUGGUGCUAUGGCAUUGGAUGCAAUGCCAAACUGGGGAACAUUUGGUACUGUCAAAAACUGUACAUCUGAACUAAAGUUGGAGAUGUCAUAAUAAAUAUUUUUCACAUGACGGUCUCACUAUCUGUCCAAAUAUACAUGUAUAGUGUGAGUACAUUUCCAUAACACUUUCUCGGUGGUGAAUUGCUUUUAACCCUUUAGGCAUUGCAGACUUGACACAGAGUCAGUGUCACUGAGCAGAUUUGUUACAGCUUUUAACACAUUGUUCACAGAAUGUCUUAGCACAAAUAUUUGGAUGAAUUAUUAGGAAGCUAAGGGGUUACUCCAGCUUCCAUGAUCACUUCUGCUUUUGGAAGUGGUCGUGGGGCAAGCAGUCUGUACAGAGAAAUUGUGUCGGGGUCCAGCUGCACACCCAGCACUUGUGAUUUAGGCAGCUCAGAACUUUGUUCCAGACAGCCUAAUGGUAGUUCUGUGCAAAAUGUAAGUCUGCUAUCAGCAGGCACUGUGCGCUGGCACUGUAGAAAUUAGUUUCUUUACUGGCAGACAGUACUGUGAACACACCAUUAAAUAGAAGCCACUUGGACUGUGUGCACGGAUUGUGCAUGAGCAGUCUAAUCAUGUGCCAUAAUAAUAAAUCUCCCUCCCUAAUGACAGCCCUCUCUCACACCACUCUUCCCUAGUUCCGCCUUCCUCCCUAAUUUCACAUUCCUUUUAUUUUUUUUUAUCAUUCUUUGUGUCCUUUUCAUUUGUAUUUUUUAAACCGCAACAAGGAUAAAAAUUAAGCAGCAUGUCAAAUACAAAGCUAUAUUGGAGAACUUGGCCCGGUGCUGGUUUCUAGAGCCAUAGUAAUUUUAAUGGUAAUUCAAUAAAAAAAAAACAGGGGAGACCUAUAGAUAGCUGUAGAUUAGCACUAUUACAAUGACAAUAAAUGGAAUUUACAAAAUAACUGAAAUAAUGCUUUAAACUUCUUCAUUAUUUAAUCCCUGGCAGGGGGCGUUGCAUUUAGGAUGUAGGGGAACUUUCCAGAUUUUAAAAAUGGUUUGAUAAAAAAAUGGACUAUACCUAUAACUCCUAGAACUAUAACUACUUUAUUAAGCUGCAGUGGUUAUGAUGCUUUAAGUACCCUUUUAAUUUUGUACUGCUGGUCACCCAAAAAAUUUGAGAUAUGGAAGAUACUAACUGUUCCUAUGUAUUACAGCCCCAAUGCAGCCAGCAGUCGAGAUGGACUGGACAACGAGACAGUCACAGACUCUGUAGUGAGUCACAGGAGGGACCGACACAGACGGAAGAACAGAGAGACUCAUGAUGAUG